CCUCAUCGAUUACAUCUCGCGACAACAACUUCUUUCUACACCACCAACCGUCCUUCAGAUUCUACCAACCCUUCUAUCUUGAUACCUCGUUCUUCUUUUGAACCCGUAUUCUACUCGCGAUAGCAAAGAUGGCAUACCAACAGCAGUUUGACCCAACCCAGCAAGUCCAGUUUGCGCCAGAUGGCAAUGGCAACGGACUGCAGCAGGGGCCCCCUCAACAGGGAAUCCCCCAGCAACGGCAGCCUCAGGGCAUGCAACAACCCCCUCAAGGUCAAGAGGGAGGUUCUCCAGCUCCAUUUGCUCAGCAACCUGGUGUUGAAGGCAGCGCCGGCAGCGUCGCCGGUGACGCGAAGACAACGCUCUGGAUGGGUGAGCUCGAGCCUUGGAUCGACGAGAACUUCAUCCGCAGUGUCUGGUUUGGCAUGGGUGAGAGCGUUAAUGUGAAAAUGAUCCGUGACAAAUUCUCAGGCAACGCUGGUUACUGUUUCAUUGACUUUGCCACUCCUGCUGCCGCCGCCAAGGCGCUGUCCCUGAAUGGAAGCAUGAUCCCGAAUACCUCCCGACCCUUCAAGCUCAACUGGGCUUCUGGCGGUGGCCUCGCAGAUCGUCGUGAUGAGAGAGGUCCCGAAUACUCCAUCUUCGUUGGCGAUCUUGGACCUGAAGUAAAUGAAUACGUCCUUGUCUCACUCUUCCAGGCCAGAUUCCCAUCUUGCAAGUCGGCUAAGAUUAUGACCGACCCCAUCUCCGGCAUGUCACGCGGAUACGGUUUCGUUCGUUUCGCUGAGGAAGGUGAUCAACAGCGAGCUCUUACGGAGAUGCAGGGUGUCUACUGUGGAAACCGCCCUAUGAGAAUCUCUACCGCUACUCCGAAGAACAAGUCUGGGGGUGGUGGACCCGCUGGUAUGCCUAUGCCAGGAGCCAUGGGUGCUGGAAUGGCACCGGGCAUGUACUCGAUGGGUGCUCCGCCGCCUCUGGGUUACUACGGUGCGCCCCAGCCCAUGAACCAGUUCACGGACCCGAACAACACCACGGUCUUCGUCGGUGGUCUAUCCGGGUAUGUUACGGAAGAUGAGCUGCGUUCCUUCUUCCAGGGCUUCGGAGAGAUCACCUAUGUUAAGAUUCCUCCUGGAAAGGGCUGUGGCUUUGUUCAGUUCGUACAACGUCAUGCCGCAGAGAUGGCAAUCAACCAGAUGCAAGGGUACCCGAUCGGAAACUCUCGUGUCCGUCUUUCCUGGGGUCGCUCGCAGAACAACUCUGGCCCAGCCGGCACACCAUAUCGGCCAGCACCGCCUCCCCCGCAGUACCAGUCCAUGGGAAUGCCGCCUACCCAUCCAUACGGCAACUUUGCACCUCUUCAGUAAGAAUGCAUCUUCGUGUCUCGCGAAUGGAGUUUGAUAUAGCGAUCAUGGCGUCUUUCUGCAAUUGGCUUGCCUUUUUCAGUGGCUUU
Messenger RNA from Amorphotheca resinae ATCC 22711, 1447 nucleotides. RefSeq lists its product as hypothetical. The record is from RefSeq and is a predicted model, not a curated record. Gene Ontology annotation, molecular function: mRNA binding. The transcript has 5 exons. Bases 129 to 1361 code for a protein of 410 amino acids. Gene Ontology annotation, biological process: mRNA splice site recognition. NCBI's taxonomy places the organism in Eukaryota, Fungi, Ascomycota, Leotiomycetes, Helotiales, Amorphothecaceae. Gene Ontology annotation, cellular component: cytosol.